This is a messenger RNA of Crotalus tigris (Tiger rattlesnake), 2359 nucleotides long. It is a transcript of the gene BIN1, whose product is annotated as bridging integrator 1. Gene Ontology annotation, cellular component: cytoplasm; plasma membrane; synaptic vesicle. The transcript is spliced from 21 exons. The record is from RefSeq and is a predicted model, not a curated record. Lineage: Eukaryota; Metazoa; Chordata; Lepidosauria; Squamata; Viperidae. The coding region runs from base 149 to 1963 and encodes 604 amino acids. Gene Ontology annotation, molecular function: phospholipid binding; tau protein binding. Gene Ontology annotation, biological process: regulation of endocytosis.
AAAAGGCUGUAUCCUCUUGGUCCUAAGCUUUUGAGAAGCGCCAUGGCCAUUUUUUCGCUCCUAGCCUUUCUUCUCUUCCUUUAAUCUGAUUAAUUUUACUGCCGUCCUACAGAUUUAAAAUAAAAUUAAAAAAAAAAAGGACGGCAAGAUGGCUGAGAUGGGCAAGGGAGUCACUGCAGGGAAAAUAGCCAGCAACAUGCAGAAGAAGCUCACCAGGGCCCAAGAGAAGGUCCUCCAGAAACUUGGCAAAGCUGAUGAAACAAAAGAUGAGCAAUUUGAACAGUGUGUGCAAAACUUUAACAAACAGCUGGCAGAAGGAUCCAAGCUACAGAAGGAUCUCCGGACCUACCUGACUUCAGUUAAAGCAAUGCAUGAAGCCUCCAAGAGACUUACAGAGUGUUUGCAAGAAGUAUAUGAACCCGAUUGGCCAGGAAGGGAUGAAAGUUACAAAAUAGGAGAGAAUAAUGACUUGCUUUGGACAGACUUUCAUCAGAAACUGGUAGAUCAGGCAUUGCUGACUAUGGACACCUAUCUUGGCCAGUUCCCAGACAUAAAGUCUCGCAUUGCUAAACGGGGAAGGAAACUUGUAGACUAUGACAGUGCCAGGCAUCAUUAUGAAUCUCUUCAAACUGCAAAGAAGAAAGAUGAGGCUAAAAUUGCCAAGCCUGUGUCGUUGCUUGAGAAAGCCGCGCCUCAGUGGUGCCAAGGGAAGCUACAAGCGCACCUCGUAGCUCAGACUAACCUACUGCGGAAUCAGGCUGAAGAAGAAUUAGUAAAAGCCCAGAAAGUAUUUGAAGAGAUGAACAUUGAUCUUCAGGAAGAACUGCCUUCACUAUGGAAUAGUCGUGUUGGUUUCUAUGUCAACACGUUCCAGAGUAUUGCUGGCUUAGAAGAGAAUUUUCAUAAGGAGAUGGGCAAGUUAAACCAAAACCUGAAUGAUGUCCUUGUGACUCUAGAGAAAGAACAUGCAACAACCACCUAUCCUGUCAAAGCUCAGCCAAGAUUAAAGAAAACUAAACUCUUCUCCAGGCUGAGGAAAAAGAUGAGCAGUGACAGCACCAAAGUAAACAAAACUCCUUCAUCUCCACCUGAUGGGACUCCCAUCACUAGCCCUGAGAUCAAGGCCGUCAACCAUGAACCAGAGCCAUCCACUCUGGAAGCUCCUGGGGGAGGCAUCCCCAAGUCUCCCUCUCAGUUGAGGAAAGGCCCUCCUGUGCCACCACCUCCAAAACUCACUCCAUCCAAGGAGAUGAAGCAGGAGAACAUCAUCAACCUGUUUGAUGACAAUUUUGUCCCAGAGAUCAGUGUGACAACCCCCUCACAGCAUGGUGGCCUGCGGCUUUUACCUCUUCCUCCAGUUCGACGACUGAAACUUUGCGUGAAAGGCCUGAAUUUGGGAGAAAAGUUUGAUGCCCCUGGGUCCUUUCAGGAGGGAGCCAGCCUAUUGGAUCUGGAUUUUGAUCCCAUUAAACCAGAUAACAACCUUGUAGGGAAGUCGCCCACACCUGCUACUCAGUCUUUGCCUUGGGAUUUAUGGGAGCCUACAGAAGCCACUCCUGGUGAGGCUGAGGGAGCUGGCAAAGAAGGAACAGCUGGAGCUGAAGCAGCUGCUAAACCCGAAACUGAUUCAGGAUCUGCCUCAAGUUCUCUGCCAACUGUAGUUGUGGAGACUUUCCCUGCCACAGUUAAUGGAACCGAUGAGAAUAGAGCCGUCUCUGAGAGGUCUGACAUGCCACCAGGGUUUCUCUUCAAGGUACAAGCCAUGCAUGAUUAUGCUGCUACUGACAGUGAUGAAUUACAGCUAAAGUCUGGAGAUGUGGUCUUGGUGGUUCCAUUUGAAAAUCCAGAUGAGCAGGAUGAAGGAUGGCUGAUGGGUGUGAAAGAGUCUGAUUGGCUUCAGCACAAAGCAUUUGACCAAUGCCGGGGAGUUUUCCCAGAGAAUUUCACUGAGCGGGUGCAGUGAGGUCUUGCAGCUCCUUAGAUAGCUUCUCUUCAACAAGAAAGCAAGAGGUGUCUUCUCCCCCUCCUCCUGAGGAAGGUUUAAAAAGAAUAAUUGAAAAAAAAAUGUUUUUUUUAAAAAGCAGCUUAAAGGUUGGAUUCUUCACAGAAAACAAUGUUUUAGAAGUCCACUGAAUCAAAGUAUUAUCAAAGAUAUAGAUAAUAAAGAAAGACAGGUUGGGAAAAAUCCUUUUUCUGUUUGAGUUAAAUAAGGUCAAUUCAGAAGGUUGUCACUGAGUGGUGGAGCGAUGUUGUGUGAAAUAGGAUGUGCUCAGCAUUGUAAGCUGUGAAUCCUAGCAGUCCUGUUCUCCUGAAACUACACAAUAAAGUUUUAUCUUGUGGGAAGGCACGGUCAACCUGU